GAGCUUCGGGGCCGGGCUCCCUGUCCCCAGGCCCGGGGCUCCGUGUUCCCGGUGUGGUGGGAGUCGUGGUAACGAGGCCCUGUGACAGCAGGUCUGGGGGAGCUGUGGGGGCCCAGGCCCAGCAAAGCUGUGGGGCCCAGGCUUUAGGGGAGCUGUGGGGCCAGGCCCCAUGUCCAUAGGCCCAGGGAAGCCAUCAGGGCUAGGCUUUGGGGGAGCUGUGGGUCCAGGCCCCACGUCCCCAGGCGUAGGGGAACCUUGGAGCCUAGGCUUUAUGGUAGCCAUGGGGCCAAGCCCCAUAUCCCUCAGGCCCAGGGGAACCUUUGGCUUAUGCUUUGAGGGAGCCGUGGGGCCAGGCCCCACAUCUACAGGCCCAGGGGAACUUUGAGGCUUAGCCUUCAGGGAAGCUGUGGGGCCAGGUCCCACGUUCUCAGCCCCAGGGGAACUUUGGGGCCCAGGCUUUGGGGGAGCCAUAGGGCCAGGCCCAGGGGAGCCAUGGGGCUGCUCGGUACUGUGGUGAGCAUUGCAAAGCCUUGGAGCGAGUGGGCGGCUGAGCUCGUGAUCCCCACGUGGGGCCAGGGCCAUGUCCCACCCACGUCCUGCCCUCACGGUCCCGUGGGGUGGCCGAUGUGGGGUGGAAAGGGCCAUCCCCCGCCCUGGGAGGAGACUUAAAUAUCUCUUUCUGGAGGCAGAUGCAAAUCGCCAGGCAAAUGAGCGCAGUCACACUCCUGCCGGUCACCUGCUCAAGCCCCAUGGGCUGACCCCAGGGCCUUGCUGGUCCCACUGCCCGCUCCAGGCAGGGGUUGUGGGGCUGUCACCUGGGGGUCCCCCCAGCCCUGGUGGAGCAGGUGGUGCCAGGGCUGGCCCAGAGUGGGCAGGAGGGAGAAGGGGCACCUCCAUCCCGUGGCAGAGAUGCUGGAUCUACCUUUCCUACCCUUCUGUGCCUUCCUGGGCGGCCUGGGCUUCGUCUGCGUGGCCUUUGUCAGUGCCUGGUGCCAACACUGGCGCGGGGGCUUCGCCUUGGAUGGCAGCACCAAGAUGUUCAACUGGCACCCGGUCCUGAUGGUGACGGGCAUGGUGGUGCUCUACGGGGCAGCAGCCCUGGUGUAUCGCCUGCCCCCCGCCUGGAGGGGCCCCAAGUUGCCCUGGAAGGUGCUGCAUGGCACCCUGGCCCUGGCAGCCUUCCUCCUGGCCGUGCUGGGCUUGGUGGCUGUUUUUCGCUUCCACAACGACAACGGGACGCCCAACAUGUACUCGCUGCACAGCUGGGUGGGGCUGGCCACCGUCCUGCUCUUCUCCUGCCAGUGGGUGGCCGGCUUCGGUGCCUUCCUGCUGCCCUGGGCUCCUGCCUGGCUCCGUGCCCUCUACAAACCCCUCCACGUCUUCUUCGGCUCCACCAUCCUCAUGCUCUCCCUGGCCUCCUGCGUGUCGGGCAUCAACGAGAAGCUCUUCUUCAGCCUGAAGAACGGGACGACGGAGUACAAGCUCCUGCCCCCCGAGGCCGUCUUCGCCAACACGCUGGGGCUCCUCAUCCUGCUUUUUGGGGUGCUGGUGCUGGGGGCCCUGGCCAGGCCGAGCUGGAAGCGCCCCGACGCCGACUCCCCGGACUCUCGCCAGCCCCUGCUCACCGCCGAGCGCUGACGCCUGCCGAGGUCCUCCCUGCCCUCCUGGGACUGCCAGCCCCAAGCUCUCUGUCCCCGUGGGUCCCCUGCCUGCUCUGCCCUCGGCCUGUCACCUCACUGGGGACACCGGCUGCCUGCACCCCGCGCUCCAAGCGAGAGGAACAGCGGAGAAACGCUGCGGUGAGGACGUCUCUUUGCCUCUUCCCUGGCCUUCUGCCUGCUGGAGGAUGAAAGCAGCCGCUGCCGUGAUGUUCCUGCCUCCAUCCUCUGCUUGCCAGUUCCUGCCAGGUCCAGCUGGCCCCUUGUCCCUCACUCCGUGCCAAACUGGAUGCCCUCAAACCCUCCCCGGAGCGUGCGGUGCCAUCGCUCAAGGCAGCAGCUGGAGCUGUGGGAGGCUGGUUGGGUCAGAAGCCAGUGGUGGAGGACCCCUGUGGCUGGCAGCGGUGACAGAGGGGACCCUCGCCCUGUGCCUUGCCCCUCGUUGGGUUGUCUGUGCCUCUCCCUUCACCCCGUGGGUGGGGGGACCAGCCCAGUGGCCUCCCGGGGGCCCUGGUGGACACGUAAUAAACCGCUGGCUUCUGCAGUG
Messenger RNA from Calidris pugnax (ruff), 2205 nucleotides. RefSeq names its product cytochrome b ascorbate-dependent protein 3. The transcript has 6 exons. The record is from RefSeq and is a predicted model, not a curated record. Gene Ontology annotation, molecular function: oxidoreductase activity. The coding region runs from base 910 to 1638 and encodes 242 amino acids. Gene Ontology annotation, cellular component: lysosomal membrane. NCBI's taxonomy places the organism in Eukaryota, Metazoa, Chordata, Aves, Charadriiformes, Scolopacidae.